Oryzias melastigma (Indian medaka) is the source of this 2076-nucleotide messenger RNA. RefSeq names its product serine protease 23 (gene prss23). Gene Ontology annotation, molecular function: serine-type endopeptidase activity. The record is from RefSeq and is a predicted model, not a curated record. Lineage: Eukaryota; Metazoa; Chordata; Actinopteri; Beloniformes; Adrianichthyidae. Gene Ontology annotation, biological process: proteolysis. The transcript is spliced from 2 exons. Bases 426 to 1586 code for a protein of 386 amino acids.
UUGGGAAAAAUGCAGCAAGAACGUGUUCAAAACGCCAAGAACUCAAUUUUCGUCGGGGUGGGUCUUUGAGCAGGUGCAAACCCCUCUCUGACAGAAACAUGAUCGGCGCUAGGACCUUGGGAAGGGGCUCAUUACGGGGAGAAAACGCUUCUUUUUCGCUCCCGGUGCUGCAUUCAGGGUCCUGCGUCUGACCUGUGCAGCUCACCGAGGACCUUCAGAUGUUCCUCUCAUUUAAACAGCCUGUAAACGUGCAGGCAAACGGGUCCUUCUGAGGAGCAUAAGGGACCAAAGGGGAGAAGAAGUAUCUGUGAGUGGAGAUGAUGAGGGGGACGUGGAGAAAUGACCCUGCAGGGCUCAUCUGAUGGGGAGGACAGCUUGACUGGGAUGUAAACAAGGACAACAAUCUCUAAACAACACUUUCCAUAAUGAUGCCACGUGAGAUCUCCCUCCUAACUCACCUGCUCCUCCAGUAUCUUUUACCUCUUACCCUUUCCCUCCUUCAUCCUCCCCACCACCCCCCCGUCCAUGUCCCCUCGCUGGUCCCUCACACGCCGAAGCCUCUCACCCGCUCCCGCUUCAGCGCCCACACUCAGCUGGACCUCAACACUCACUGCAACUCCAGCUGUUUCCACAGAGGAGAGCAGGAUGACUGGGGGAAGCAGCUGACGGAGAAGCUGGCCUUUGAGACGCUGUACGCAGACGGCUCCCGUACCCUCACCACAGUCGACGUGGAGGCUGACGAUCACGACUCGGAGGAAGAUGCAGGCCUCAAACCAAGCCUGCUGCCUUGGAGGAGUUCGGGUGUGAAGCUCAGACACAGACGCGUGAGGCGGCAGAUCUACGGAGCGGAUGGACGGUUUAACAUCCGAGGAGACAACUUCCUGUUGGAUUACCCUUUCUCCACGGCGGUGCGCAUCUCCACUGGCUGCACCGGUGUGCUCGUGUCUCAGCAGCACGUCCUAACCGCUGCCCACUGUGUGCAUGAUGGGAAAGAUUAUGUUAAAGGCGCACAAAGGCUCAGAGUGGGCUUUCUAAUUCCCCCAUCUAUCAACAGCACUCAGGCUGACUUUAAUUCGGCCAUAAAGCCUCUGGUUCGGUGGGUGCGGGUGAGACGUACACGUGUGCCUAAGGGCUGGAUUCAGGGCCCUCAAGAGGUGAGCAUGGACUUUGAUUAUGCGCUGCUGGAGCUGCGGUGGCCUCACCGACGUCCCUUCAUGCGCCUCUCCGUGGCUCCUUCCUUAGAUGAUCUGGCAGGGAACCGUAUCCACUUCUCCGGCUUUGACAGCGACAGGCCCGGCGAGCUGGUGUACAGAUUCUGUGCAGUGGAAGAGGAGUCCAGCGACUUGAUAUAUCAGCACUGCGACGCCCGCCCUGGAGCCAGCGGCUCUGGAGUUUAUGGACGAGUGUGGGACAACAGCUUGGAGCGCUGGGAAAGGAAAGUUAUUGGCAUUUUCUCCGGCCACCAGUGGCUGGAGAUAGAUGGAGAAAACAGGGAUUACAAUGUGGCGGUGCGCAUCACCCCGCUGAAGUUUGCCCAGAUCUGCUACUGGCUGCAUGGAAACAGAGUAGACUGCAGCCACAACUAGAAAAUACGAGGAAGCACAAAGUCACUUAGAAAACAGGGUGAAAUGUCCCAAUAUUUCACACAGAGGUCGUGUCUGCACCAGUUAAACAGAUGUUUUUCCCUUCUAUGAUUACUUUACUCUCUAAAUCUCCGUGUGAGAUCAUCUAAAUGGCAUCUUUUACUCACAUUCAACUUCAUUUCCACAGUAUUAGUCAAAUUUUUCUUUUUUUCUUGUUCUUGAUGUCAAGACUUUUAGAUUAUGGUUGUUAGUUUAAUCUACUGAAAACAUACUUCUCUAUUUCCUUCCAUUUUCAGUGAGUCAUUUGGUAUUUUUAAGGUUUUUCAUUGAUAAUCAGCUUGAAUUGAUCUAAUUGUAGUUUAUGAGCAUAUUUUACAGGAUAAAUUUUUGCCUAAAAUGUGCUAUUCUUAUGGUGGAUUGGGGAAAAAGACUGUUAAUUUUAUUUUAAUAAGAAAAUCCUUGAAAUAUUUUAAUAAACAGAGAUUUAUGCGUU